Messenger RNA from Myiozetetes cayanensis, 864 nucleotides. RefSeq names its product armadillo like helical domain containing 1 (gene ARMH1). NCBI's taxonomy places the organism in Eukaryota, Metazoa, Chordata, Aves, Passeriformes, Tyrannidae. Bases 1 to 864 code for a protein of 287 amino acids. The transcript has 5 exons. The record is from RefSeq and is a predicted model, not a curated record.
AUGUGGGCCAGAAGACUGUUGCUCCAGCACGAAGGAGAGAUCCUGACUUCUAUCAAAAAGCAGGAAGCCAUCAGGAAGCUCAUGGUUUUCUUGCAUGAAUGGGAUAGUGCCCACAAAGUUCCUCGAAGCUGCAUCCUGGACAGCUUCAUAAAAAGCAAGGCAGAACCAGAGCUGGAGCUCACCAGUUUGUUCCUGGCUCACCUGACAGCAUGGCUCAGGAUGGCACAUCUGUUUCCUUGGACAGCUGGAGGGGCUGAAGGCCCAUGCCCUCUUGCAGAGACAGUACCCAGUUCAGACCUUCACCCGCUGCAGUGGGGUGAUGGCUCACGGGAGCACGGCCUGCUGGCAGAGGAAGAUGGGCUCCAAGGCAGGAAAGACUUCUGGCUUUGUUCCCCCUAUCCUGGAAGCCACAGAUACCUGACUGAAUUUCUGGAGAUCGGAGGUGUCUCGAUUCCCCUGGAAAUAGUGGGGCUGAACCACCUGAAAGUAGAGGACAAAAGGGAGUCUGUAAAGCUGCUGCUGCUCGCUGCAGACACUGGGGUACCAGACCUCGCCAAGUUCUUGGCCUCUUCCAACAAAGCAGAGGGUCAAGAAGACACGCAGACUCUGAUGGACUCUUCAGGCUGUGGCAAUCCCAAGUACCAGAGCCAAGUCCACCUUGUAGCUGUGCUGCUGUGUACCUCCACAGGCCCAGCAUGGGCUCUGCCGAUGCUCAGGGUCGUGCAGGUGGGUACUGAGCGUUGGUGGAGUGGGGGGAAUGGGAAGUGUUUGCAUCUGUGCCAACAUAUGGUGAGAGAGGUGCCCUGUGCCCUCGAGGAGCCCGUGCUGGGCGUGCUGCGCUCUGUGCACCUGGAGGUCCAGUAG